CGUGCACGAGCGGUGUGCGCAGACCGGGAGCGCGCGCGGAGGCGGUCCGGGGCUUCCUCAGUUUUCUGUAAUCGCUUUUCUGCUGCUGCUACCUCCAGUUAAAUAGCAAGGACACGGGAGCGAGCAGGCGGCCGUGAGAGGAUAUACUUUUUUCGGUACCUUGGGAUUACGACGCGGAAUUGCAGCAUCGACGGCCAGCUGUCAGGGCCCACGAUGUCCAGCGAAGUGCAGAGACCAGACGACAGCCCCAGCACAAGUGGGGGAAGCUCGGAUAUUGAGCAACGGGAAUCGGUACCUGCUGAACAGGAGCGAGAGCAAGCACAGCCCAAAAAGAAGGAGACCAAGAUCUCGAGUAAAACCGCUGCUAAACUUUCAACUAGUGCCAAGAGGAUUCAAAAAGAGCUUGCGGAAAUAACACUAGACCCACCUCCCAACUGCAGUGCCGGCCCCAAAGGAGACAACAUCUACGAGUGGAGGUCGACCAUCCUGGGGCCACCGGGCUCAGUGUACGAGGGAGGGGUCUUCUUCCUGGACAUCGCCUUCACACCAGACUACCCCUUCAAACCCCCCAAGGUAACUUUCCGUACCAGGAUCUAUCACUGCAACAUCAACAGUCAGGGGGUGAUCUGCCUGGACAUCCUGAAGGACAACUGGAGCCCCGCCCUCACCAUCUCCAAGGUGUUGCUGUCCAUCUGCUCCCUGCUCACAGACUGUAACCCAGCUGACCCUCUGGUGGGAAGCAUCGCCACACAGUACCUGACCAACAGAACAGAGCAUGACAGAAUAGCCAAACAAUGGACGAAGAGAUACGCCACAUAGACUCCCUGCCGUGACCCGCCCCCUCCUUCACCUCCCUCACCCCUCACUGAACCUCUCUCUACCUCUCUCACCCCUUAGUCUGUCAAAGCACACUCACUAAGUGCAGCGGUAAAUCUGCCCUCCUGUCGCCCUUCCUCUUCCAUCUUCCUCCUCUUUCUCCUCUUCUUCUUCUUCCCCCUUUUAUCUACCUUUUCUGUGUAAAAACAAAAAAACAAACAAGACAAAAAAAAAUGUCCUUUGUUCCUUGUUGACUUGAAAGCUUCUUUUUUAUACAAAGAGUAGAUUGGGAUUUUUAUUUUCCAAUAUCUGAAUGUUGGAAGUAUUGUAUUGGAGAAAAAAAAACACAGAAUAUUAUAAUUAUCAUAAGCAUUGUCCUUCAGCUAUACAUUAUGUAUUCUCAUUUUCUUAGUGGCACCUGGAACAAACAUGCAGAGUAUGCUUUUACUUUGUUUUCCUCGUUUUUAUUUUUUUGGUUGUCCGUAUGAUAUCUGCAUGAAACAGGAAAGUGGCUCCUUCAUGCUUUUUAACUUUCUCUGAUUUUGUUUGUACUGUAUGUAUUUUUUCAAAGGCUUUUGAGGCAGACCACAAAAGUAUAGGUCUGCCUGUGAAAGAGGCAGGACUUGUAUAUUUACUGGCUACCCGCCACCUCUGCAAUUGCAGAGUGGUUUGUUGUGCACUUGUAUUACUGAAGCACCCAAUAAAACACACUGUGGUUGGCUUGUGAGAAAA
This is a messenger RNA of Oreochromis aureus, 1548 nucleotides long. RefSeq names its product ubiquitin-conjugating enzyme E2E 2 (gene ube2e2). The record is from RefSeq and is a predicted model, not a curated record. Gene Ontology annotation, cellular component: nucleus. Gene Ontology annotation, molecular function: ubiquitin conjugating enzyme activity. The transcript has 6 exons. Lineage: Eukaryota; Metazoa; Chordata; Actinopteri; Cichliformes; Cichlidae. The coding region runs from base 214 to 819 and encodes 201 amino acids. Gene Ontology annotation, biological process: protein polyubiquitination.